AUGGACCCCUUCUCCAUCAACAAUAAGGAUUCGGAUUCGUCCGCAAAGACCAACUCAGCGUCCCAGGUGGGUAUCAUGGUCAACUCGUACUGCGAUUACUUUGCCUCGGUGUCUUUUCCCGAUGUGUUAGACCUUGGACUUCGGGUUGCGAAGCUCGGUUCGUCGAGUGUUAUCUAUGAAGUUGGGGUUUUUAAGCAGGGGGAGGAGGAGGUUAAGGUUGUUGGGGGGUAUAUGCAUGUUUUUGUGGCCAGGGAGACAAUGAGGCCGACCAAAGCGGGAAUGGAGGAGAGGGUGAGGAAGGGAUUGGAGAAGUUGGUUAAGGGGGGUGGCAAGGAGGGGGCAAAGUUGUAG
Messenger RNA from Aspergillus bombycis, 351 nucleotides. Its product is annotated as acyl-CoA thioesterase. Gene Ontology annotation, cellular component: mitochondrion. The coding region runs from base 1 to 351 and encodes 116 amino acids. Gene Ontology annotation, molecular function: fatty acyl-CoA hydrolase activity. The transcript has a single exon. The record is from RefSeq and is a predicted model, not a curated record. NCBI's taxonomy places the organism in Eukaryota, Fungi, Ascomycota, Eurotiomycetes, Eurotiales, Aspergillaceae.